GCCUAUGCAUGGGUGUCCAUCAUCUUCGUCUUUGUCUCCAUCUUCUCGUUCUGCGCGGAGACACACCCUCUGUUCAAGGUCAGGGCCAGAGACAUGACUCACAUGGCCUCGUUCUACGAGUUCUUCAACCUGGAAGCUAUCCAGUGGUGGGAUCUAACGCAUCCACACAACGCCACAGCCGACAUCAUCAACGCUACGUCAUCACUGAACUCCGCAGCCAAUCAAAACGCUAGUGGGAGUGGUUUAGCUAGUAACAUCGCUCUGUCAAACUCCGCCCCUUCUUCGUCCCUCCGUGGGUCGUCGUCCAAUACGAACUGCGCGUGUGAUAGGAGGGGCAGGGCGAACGUUGUGUUUGACGAGUAUUAUACGGACGAGGGAGAUGAUGCAGAUGAGGAAAGGGAGAAUUAUACGGGCAAUAGGCUCCUCCCACAUCCAGCUCUAGUCAUCAUGGACAUGUCUUGCCUCGCCUUCUUCACCAUGGAGUACCUCACUCGCUUCCUCUGUUCGCCCAGCAAGAAAAAUUUCGUGCGCGCGUUACAAAACAUUGUGGAUUUCCUCGCCUUUGCGCCGGAUUACGUUGAAAUACUUUUCCUUAUCAUCGACCCCAGCCAGACAGAGGGGAUGGCCAUUAUGGAAAUGCUUUUUAUUCUCCGAAUUUUACGUCUCUUUCGAAUCUUUCGCCUAAUCCGUCACGUUCCUGGUUUGUGGAUUCUUCUGUAUACGCUCAAGGCGAGUUUCAACGAGCUGAUGCUCAUGUGUGUCUUUUUGCUCAUCGGUAUGGUCGUCUUCGCCACGCUCAUCCAUUUUGUUGAGCCAGAUGGGAUCUUUACCAACAUUCCUGUGGGGUUCUGGUGGAGCGUGGUUACCAUGACAACGGUAGGUUACGGGGACAUGUUCCCGGAAUCGGCGGCCGGGUAUUUUAUCGGUUCUUGCUGCGCAGUGGCGGGUCUGCUCAUGAUAGCCUUCACCGUGCCCAUUAUCGUGAGUAAUUUUGUCCUGUACUACACGCACGUGCAAUACGGGCUGGCCAGGAAAGACCGCGAGUUGGCGAGGCAGAGGGAGGAGGAGCUAGAGGCGGAGAGGUUGGCGGAGGAGGCGAGGAAGAAGAGUAAUCUGGACGUGGAGGGGGCGUGUUCUACGACGGCGACGCCCACACCGCUGCCGACUCCCCCCACCACGACGAGGAAUGGCCGGACGUACACGUACGUCAACCGACUGGAGCCCAGCGCCGAGGGCGAGGAGCCUGAUGACGCCACUGACGUGUCGUGUGUCAACGGGGGCGGGGCUGGGAGUGCAGUGUUUAUCGUAGAGAGGGAGACUACUGUCACAUGACAGACAGUGGACAGUGGUUAAGGUGAUCACUUGAAACACAGUGGGCGGAGUCUAUAAUGUGAUUGUCAAUUGAAGGAUAUUGACCAGUGUCUACAGGUAACGUGGCCUUGUAGAGGAGGGUAUUAUUAUUUGACAGUGUUUGCACCUAGCAUGGAUUCUUGAGAGAUAUUAUUGGCCGAGAUGGAUCUAUAAAUAUUAAAUGAUCUAUAAAUAACACGGUCACUUGGCGAAUGUUGGCAGUUGUCUUCGAGUAGGAUGGGGUGACUGACUUGUUAAUCUAAGUUUUCUUUUGUUCUGAGACUUUUUUUCUCAAGAUUGUUACCGGAUUUCACUGUUGAUUGAAUUCUUGCCAAUCGUUUCAGUAUCACAUGACCUCGACGUCUUCUGUUAGAUGAUGCAGUCGUCGUCUUUCUCAUCAUCAUCAUCAUCAUCAUCAUCAUCAUCAUCAUCAUCAUCAUCAUCAUCAUCAUCAUCAUCAUCAUCAUCAUCAU
Molecule: messenger RNA, 1823 nt
Organism: Aplysia californica (California sea hare)
Lineage: Eukaryota; Metazoa; Mollusca; Gastropoda; Aplysiida; Aplysiidae
Product: potassium voltage-gated channel subfamily A member 1
Biological process (GO): protein homooligomerization; potassium ion transmembrane transport
Cellular component (GO): membrane; voltage-gated potassium channel complex
Molecular function (GO): protein binding; voltage-gated potassium channel activity
Source: RefSeq, a predicted model, not a curated record